AUGUUCGCAAAACUUGUAGCGAACAACCAUCUCGUAUUCGAUAUUCGCCCAUCAGCAACUUCGGCCCUAAAUUACCCGAAAGCCAUCAUGCGACAGACUAAGCUCGACGAGACUCAGCAGGAGAAGACGCAAGAAACAGCGUCGACAGGGUCAAAGCGGAAGGAGCCUACCUCGGAUGCUGACGGAAAGCACUCAAGGCAAGACAAAGAGCAAGGCAACAAGAGUCGUAAGAGAGAACCUUCCGAGGAUCCUCAGGCCAAGGAGAAAGCCGAAAAACAGAACGGCACCAAGAGCAAAGCCUCGGCACCCGCCCAACUGUCCGGUGAUCAGAGCAAGAUCGACAAGAAGCUGAAAGGAGACGACGUUGAGAUCAAUGAGGGUAGCGAGAAAGCUAAAAAUGACAGCAAUAGGUCGAGCAGCGAGAUUCCCUGGCACGUUUCUGAAAAGGGGCUCGUGUACUUCUUCUACCGACCAAAGGUCCGGUCGAGCGACCAAGCCGAGAAGGGCAGCACCGAGUCGUUGGACGAUGUGCAAAACACGUUCAUGCUGCUCGUGCCAAGGGCGAGUGAGUCGGACACCGCACCGGCCGCCGAUGCGAGCACAAAGCAAGAGCACGACGAUAAGCGCAAGCCGCCGAAUCCAACCGCCUACCGUCUCGUGUCGCUAGGUAAGAAGCGCAUGCCAAGCCCAGAAGCAGCCCUCAAGGCGGGACAGGAGCCAGGAGGAAUCGGCGGUCGACACAGCGAAGCUAUCUGGGCCACCGUUGCGGCAAUUGGUGCAGAUCUCAAGGCAGCAGGCGAAGGAAUGGGAGAGGAGCACUACUCCACCAAGACGCGAGGAGAACGGGUUAAGCCAGCAGCUCGGCCUGCCGGACGCGGUCAUUACGCGUUGAGCAUCAAGAAGACGAAUCCGCCGUCAACUCGCGAGGUCCGUCUGACGUACAAUCUUUCGCACCCAAGCAGCGAUGACUUUGGUCAAGUACAGGAGGAGCUCGGCCUGCAUCCGGCUUCAUCGGUCCUUAUCCAGAUGCGGAAUCCCACGCUGGCGCCGACGGGCCCAGGUGCCCCGGCGGCCGGACUGCCCGAAGACCAGCGUGCAAUCCUGACGAAAGAAGAACUUCAAGGGAAUUUCGGCGGCGAUGUCAAGGAUAAGGGCAAUCGGUAUGCCCGACCAGAGGAGCCUGCUCUGCUGGAUCGUCAGGGCGUAGAAUUGCUGUUGAUCAAACGAGAGCAGCAGGAGGACGAUGGGUCCAAGGGUCUCGGUGACGAACAGAGCGAAGCGCUCGCCAAGCUGGCUCAGCACGACAGCGAUAAAUUGUCCGAUGAGGCGAUCCUGAAGGAGCUCGAGCUGUCUAGCAAGGACAUUGAGGUGGAGGCGUUGUCUGGUGAAUGGAUUUGA
Molecule: messenger RNA, 1398 nt
Organism: Pseudozyma hubeiensis SY62
Lineage: Eukaryota; Fungi; Basidiomycota; Ustilaginomycetes; Ustilaginales; Ustilaginaceae
Exons: 2
Coding region: 1-1398 (465 amino acids)
Source: RefSeq, a predicted model, not a curated record